AUGAUGGCUGACGCGAAUAACUUCACCUUGUACAGAGUUGGGUACAUUCUGCCAGACCUGGCUUGCCUCAUUCAUAAUGCAACAGGAAGACGGCUCUGCUGCUGCAGUACGAGGGCUGAAUCUUAUCAUUUUUGCUUCUAUUCUUCAUUCGUAUGCUUCUUCCGCCUUGCUGUAGACAACCCCUUUGCUCACGCGACGGCCAUCAAAAUUACGUUGCCCAAUUUUAGACUUUUGCCCUGCACCUCUUCCACCCUUUCCAGCGUACGCGAUAGGCACCAACUUACCGUUUUAUGCCGAGUGAGUCUGUCAGCGUUUACUACUUUUACUGCGAGUCUGCUAUGCCGGUGCUCUUUUGCAGAGUCGGGCCGAUCUGUAGACGCGAUAAACUAA
Messenger RNA from Protopolystoma xenopodis, 390 nucleotides. The record is from the annotation of a GenBank genome assembly. NCBI's taxonomy places the organism in Eukaryota, Metazoa, Platyhelminthes, Monogenea, Polystomatidea, Polystomatidae.